UUCCUGUCACCCUCCAAGUGUCGAUUUCGGGGCCAAAUUUCCUCCGUAAUUCGCCGUCAACUCCGAGGUUCAGUUCCAGUGGUAAUGCCAUCUGCCACUUCUGUUCUUCUUCCACAAAACGCAAUAAACAACCAUGGCUAAAAUGACAAACCCAGGAGCACUUCGUCCCCUUCGUUCUUAUUCCCAUCUCAAGCAGGACGCUGAAAAGCUCAAGAAAGGCAUCGUUUGUUCCUGUAAUAGCAUCCCAGAGCUCUCCUGUAAAUUAUGUCCCGGACGCAAAAUUUUACAAAGCGGAAGCGAUUCUCAGGCCCUGGCGAAUCCAGCAAGUUUCUUCGGUAAGACAGUAAGAGCUGAUGGAUCUUUAGAUGCUUUGCUGAAAAUGGGCAUUCGUGGUGUUACGGUUUCUGAUGUACGAGGCUUUGGGGCUCAAGGGGGUUCAGCAGAGAGACAUGGUGGCUCUGAAUUUUCUGGGGACAAGUUUCUUGCUAAAGUUAAAAUGGAGAUUGUGGUGAGAAAGGAGCAGGUGGAGGCUGUGGUUGAUAAGAUAAUUGAGGAGGCAAGGACCGGAGAGAUUGUGGUGCCUGUCUCUGAUGUCAUUAGAGUUCGCACAGGCGAGCGUGGAGAGAAAGCUGAGAGGAUGGUCGGAGGACAAUCUGACGUGUCCACUGCUGCAUAACCAGAUUUGCAUUGUCAGCAACGUUAGCUGCAGCUUACUCCAAUUGAAGUGUCAAAGCUGCAGCUGUCCUUAAUUUGUCGAAGCUUAUGAUAGUGUUAGUUGUCUAGCAUGUAUUAUCUCCUGCGAAUUAAAAUAAAGAUGAAGCAUCAAU
Messenger RNA from Rubroshorea leprosula, 827 nucleotides. The record is from the annotation of a GenBank genome assembly. NCBI's taxonomy places the organism in Eukaryota, Viridiplantae, Streptophyta, Magnoliopsida, Malvales, Dipterocarpaceae.